AUGACGCGAUUAUCGUGUACAAUAUGGGCGUUAAUACUGAAGAGUUUAAAGAUAUCGAUUUUUCAAACGUGUUUCGCCAACGCUAUGGAAGACGAGUACGGUUAUCCUCUGAUAUCAAGUCCGCCGGUCACUUCUUUCUUAAUCGCAUCAAGUGUCUACGUUAUCGUCAUGAAUUCCACCAUUUUCCCACAAUCGUUUCGGCAGCCGACACCUGCUUUGAUGUGUUUGUACGAGUUUCUAGUAACCGCAUUCUUCCUGGAAUUUACAAUCGCGUGUAUAUGGACACCGAUAGACGUAUUUAUCUUAAGCACGCUGCCAAGGAAAGUUUUUCUGGUAACGUAACGAUUUGCCUAUCCACUUGGUUCAUUUUUAAUAUUAUAAUAGCGUAUAAUUUUAAUAACUUAUGCUCAC
Vollenhovia emeryi is the source of this 411-nucleotide messenger RNA. RefSeq lists its product as uncharacterized. Lineage: Eukaryota; Metazoa; Arthropoda; Insecta; Hymenoptera; Formicidae. The coding region runs from base 1 to 342 and encodes 113 amino acids. The record is from RefSeq and is a predicted model, not a curated record. The transcript has 2 exons.